This is a messenger RNA of Aplosporella prunicola CBS 121167, 1020 nucleotides long. RefSeq lists its product as uncharacterized. The record is from RefSeq and is a predicted model, not a curated record. The transcript has a single exon. NCBI's taxonomy places the organism in Eukaryota, Fungi, Ascomycota, Dothideomycetes, Botryosphaeriales, Aplosporellaceae. Bases 501 to 899 code for a protein of 132 amino acids.
GCUGACCGGCGAUAUCGAGUCCCGGCUCCUCACGUUAUCGCUCUCAAAAUCUCACUCGUCCACGGGCACCGCCAUUGUCCACCGUUGCUCGAUCACGGAAAGGCAACUCGUAGCGAAAACCUCCUUGAUUGAACGAUGGCUGAUAAAGAAAAGAAGACGAUCCAGUCGCUUCUUAGCACUCGGUGCACGAAUUGUACACAAAGGCUGCAGGACUGUCGAAGAUAACAUAGUGUAAUCCUAAGCUCGGUAACGGUUAGUCGUUUGCGAGGGUAGAGCCGCAUGCGGCAGCAGCGACAGGAGAAGAAAAAGAAAAGAAAACAAAAGACAGAACGAAAAAUGCCCGUGCUAAACAUACCUGCCCUGCCCCGCAAGAAGCAUGCACAGAAUCUGCGCCUGCCAUCAGUAGACCCCACGUCCCUAGAUAGAGUUUUACAACACAGCGGAGCGAUGGUCAGUGUAUCUUGUGCAAAACAUGACUGUGAUUAUGACCCGAGAGACGAAUGCCAAAAAAACUCAAAAGAUUUCAAAAGCUCCUGGCCUACUACGCCGCGGUCAAGAUAGCAAGAACCCACAGCACCAUCAACACGCAAGUUAAAAACGUCCACAAUCCACCAAACAACUCUCCCCAAUGCAAACCACAUCCGCCGCCCCGUCAUCGGCGAUCAAAGGCAGCUCGCGCCGCCCAAUCACACGAUUCCGAGAGACCCAGACGACGAUCAAGGGACAGAUUGCUCCGUCCCGAUUAUCUGCCCAAGCCGCUCUCAGAGGAACCACUUAGCGCCAGCCGAAGCCUACGCUGUCAUGGUUCCCCCUCGAGCACGGCACCAGUGACCCAGAAAAGAAAAAGAGAAAAGGGAAGAGAAAAUCCAAGGAAACAAAACAAAAUCAGAGCAAGGUGAGAAAGCAUCAGGUCUCGAGCGCGCCCACGCAACCUCCUUACGUCGCAUUAGAAUGCCAUUCCGCCGAGCCUUCCAAAUGCGCUUGUAACGCUCUUCCAGUGAUUCGUCGCACUCAAAAGCU